UUGGAAGCGAGGCGUCGUUCCGGUUUUCGGCGUUUUUUUCCAACCGAUAAAUCGCUGAAAGGAAUAAUCGGUGGCGGGAUUACGGGUGGUAUCGAAGUUUGUAUUACAUUCCCAACAGAAUAUGUCAAAACACAGUUGCAGUUGGACGAAAGGUCUGCACAUCCGAUCUAUAAGGGUCCUAUUGAUUGUGUGAAGAAGACAGUACAAACUAAGGGUUUCUUUGGACUCUAUCGAGGAUUAUCAAUAUUAAUUUAUGGCUCAAUUCCCAAGUCAGCAUUCAGGUUCGGAACAUUUGAAACACUGAAAGGCUAUGCUGUAGGGCCUGAUGGUAAUCUUGCACCGAUGUGGAGGUUAAUGUGCGGUCUUGGCGCAGGGCUGUCGGAGGCAGUAUUUGCGGUUACACCAAUGGAAACGGUUAAAGUAAAAUUUAUACACGAUCAGCAGUUGGAAAAGCCGAAGUUUAAAGGUUUCCUGCACGGCCUCAGGACAAUCGUCCGAACGGAAGGCUUCAAGGGUUUAUAUCAGGGUGUGACAGCAACGAUGGCAAAACAGGGCUCGAACCAGGCUAUCCGAUUUUUUGUCAUGGAAACUUUAAAAGAUUGGUAAUC
Gongylonema pulchrum is the source of this 608-nucleotide messenger RNA. The record is from the annotation of a GenBank genome assembly. Lineage: Eukaryota; Metazoa; Nematoda; Chromadorea; Rhabditida; Gongylonematidae.